GAGAGUAAUUGAAUCUCGUGCCUUUCCAUCGAAGAGAGAGAGAGAGAGAGCUCUGCUGUCUGCGAGAAUGGCGGACCGCUUCUUCGCAAACGAUAUGCCCGACUUCGUCGACGAGACAGAGAUCACCGUCAGCGAUUCCACUCUUCACAAGCUUCUCUCCAUUCCCUACCAGAAGACCGCCGAGCGACUUCUGCGUGCCGCACUUGAACUUAGCGAUUCGGUGGUGAAGGAGACUGGUAUUCGUUACGAAAGCCACGCGAAGGACCCUACUCUGUACACUGGAGCCCUCGGAACGGCGUUCUUGCUGUUCAAGAAGUAUCAGGUGACUAAAAAUCACAGUGAUCUCAACCUGUGCCGUGAUGUCCUUAAGGCUUGUGACUCUGCUUCCCGUCGUUCGCGGUAUGUGACUUUUAUAUGUGGGAGGGCAGGAGUUUGUGCUCUUGGUGCGUUAGUGGCAAAGCAAUUAGGGGAUGGAAAGCUGCUUGACUAUUAUUUAAGGUCAUUUAAAGAGAUUACAUUGCCUGCUGGUGUCCCUAAUGAGCUUCUGUAUGGAAGAGCCGGAUACCUUUGGGCAUGUUCUUUCCUUAACAAGCACAUUGGAGAGGGGACAAUCCCUUCCACCUUUACAGAUUCAGUAGUAAAGGAAGUGAUUAGAGAAGGAAGGCAGUUAUCCAACAAUGGAAGCUGUCCUCUAAUGUAUGAAUGGCAUGGCAAGAAAUAUUGGGGAGCAGCUCAUGGCUUAGCAGGAAUCAUGCAUGUUCUGAUGGACAUGGAACUGAAUCCUGAAGAGAGAGAAUAUGUUAAAGGCACUCUUUUUUACAUGAUCAAGAACCGUUUUCCUAGCGGAAACUAUCCCUCGAGCGAGAACUCUGACACUGAUAGACUUGUUCAUUGGUGCCACGGCGCCCCCGGAAUCGCCCUCACCCUUGUAAAAGCUGCUCAGGUGUUCGGCGACGAGCAAUUCUUACGAGCGGCGGUGGAUGCGGCGGAGGUGGUCUGGAAUCGAGGGCUUCUGAGGAGAGUUGGGAUCUGCCAUGGAAUAAGUGGCAACGCCUAUGUGUUCCUGUCGUUGUAUAGGCUGACAGGCAAAGCUGAGUACCUGUACCGUGCCAAAGCAUUUGCCUGCUUUCUACUUGACGGAGCAUACCAGCUGGUGGCUAAAGGUGAGAUGCAUGGCGGUGAUCAUCCCUUUUCUCUGUUUGAAGGUAAGGGCGGGAUGGCCUACCUAUUUCUGGACAUGACGAGCCCUAAUGAAUCAAGGUUUCCUGCUUAUGAGCUUUGAAGCUCUCCUCGGGUUGCCUAUAGAGUCGAGCUUCGCGAGUUGCUUUAAACUUAAUUUGAUCGAGUAUAAUAAUAACACUUUGUCCAUUUCCUUGGUAUAAAAAAACUAAAAAAAAGGAAAAAAAAAAAAUCAGGAGCACUAUUUACGUACGAAAUAUGCAUGCAGUUCUGCGUGCAUAUUUGACAAAAUAACCUUCUAAUAUAUCAUUUAUUGGGAGUUAUGGAGAGUUUAUUGAGGUGUAAUCUUUCAAUAACCCCUCAAUAAACUACUAAUACAUUUUGCAGUUCCGCGCUCAUAUUUGUUGUUUUCAUUCAGAAGUUUUGUUAAGUUAUUGGGGUUAUUAACCCCAAUAACAUUGACAAACCAUCCAAUACCUCCCGAUAUGCGCACGUAGGCGUGCGUGCGUAUUUCGUACAUAAAUAUUUUUCUCAUAUCAGUAGGACCAUCAAUGAGUUAAUUGGAUAUUUGGUCAAUUACUUAGUUCAUUAAUUUUUUGUAAGUAAUGCAUGACCAAAUGAAUAGCCGGGUUCAUUGUCUGACGUCUUAUGACGUAUUAAGAAUCACAGUAUGGUAUUUUAAUUUUGAUAGGAAGGCCAUCUCUUAGAACAAGUAUUUCAUACAAGAAAACAAGCGACAUUUCGGUGAGAUGAUCAUCUUAAUUU
Molecule: messenger RNA, 1944 nt
Organism: Phalaenopsis equestris
Lineage: Eukaryota; Viridiplantae; Streptophyta; Magnoliopsida; Asparagales; Orchidaceae
Product: lanC-like protein GCL2
Exons: 6
Coding region: 68-1282 (404 amino acids)
Biological process (GO): carbohydrate metabolic process; peptide modification
Cellular component (GO): plasma membrane
Source: RefSeq, a predicted model, not a curated record